Lodderomyces theae is the source of this 1380-nucleotide messenger RNA. RefSeq lists its product as uncharacterized. The transcript has 3 exons. The record is from RefSeq and is a predicted model, not a curated record. Gene Ontology annotation, biological process: double-strand break repair via break-induced replication; mitotic intra-S DNA damage checkpoint signaling; resolution of meiotic recombination intermediates. NCBI's taxonomy places the organism in Eukaryota, Fungi, Ascomycota, Pichiomycetes, Serinales, Debaryomycetaceae. Bases 1 to 1380 code for a protein of 459 amino acids. Gene Ontology annotation, molecular function: 3'-flap endonuclease activity; crossover junction DNA endonuclease activity. Gene Ontology annotation, cellular component: nucleus; Holliday junction resolvase complex.
AUGUCAGACGAAGCACCUGAGGAUUUCAAGCAGUACAUUGUUCAAUGGAUAGAGGCUGAUGCGAUUGAAGCAACCAAAAAUGGCUCAAAAAUGGCCAUCCUCUACAACAAGAUGCUUGCGCAGAUACGACGCACACUGGAGCCAAUCACGGAUACCAAAUCCCUAAAACAGAUCAGGUAUGUGGGAGUGAAAACAGCUGUGGUGUUGAGCAAUAGGGUGUUGCAACUUUGUAAAGCAAAUGGAUGGGAACCGCCUGUUGGAUUCAUGGACGAAGCUGAAGCCCACAGACGUGCUUCCAAAAAAGUGGAUCAGGUGGGAGAAGAAGAGGAUGAUUCGUCGGCGCGGCCAGCAAAACGUGCACGGACUGCCAGUAGUUAUGUUCCGAAGCAGAGGUCUGGAGCGUUUGCGAUUAUGGUGGCCUUAUAUUUGAAAGAUCGUGAAGGGCGAGGUAUGACUAGGGAACAAAUUUCACAACAUGCGGCACCGCAUUGUGACAAAGCUUUCACAACUUCAACCACUUCAAUGUAUUCUGCAUGGGACUCCAUGAAUACUUUGAUAAGAAAGGAAUUGGUGUAUGUCACUGGGAGGUCACCAAAGAUGUAUUACUUGACUGAUGAAGGUAAGGAAUUGGCGUCAAAGUUGAAAACCGCUGUGAAUAUCGAAUCCUCUCCAAUGCAACCAAACACCGUUGCCAAUAGUUCCUUCGACAAUGGAGUAAGAUUCGAGCCAAGCUUUGAGAAAUCAUCCCCCACUUUAAGAAGAAACGCCGAUUUAAGUUCGUCUCGCCAAUCAUCCUUUAGACUACUUAACCCGGCUCACAACUCAAGACUAGUUUCAGAGGUGUUAUCUUCCACAAAUAGCUUUGCUCAUGAUUCUCAAAAUAGAGUGUACGAUGGUACUCCAUACGAAAUAUGGACCAAGGAUGAAUACGAGGUGGUUGUAUAUGUUGACAAUAGAGAAAUUAGAGGUCAACAAGAGCGAAACUUUUUCCCAAGACAACUCGAACUUGCCAAUCACAAAUGUGAUGUCAAAGCCUUGUCUUGUGGGGAUAUCACUUGGGUUGCAAGGCACUUGCGCACAGGGCGAGAAGCUAAUGAAAAAAUCGGGAAUGAUGCAUUGUUUCUAUCUAGUGGAGGAAGUGAACAUUUGCAACCAGGAUCACUACAACGAAUUGCUUAUAAAAUUUCGGGGAAAGUUCGAGACAAGGGUAAAUUACGAAUGCUGUCACUUAUUUUCAAGCUUUCAAGAAAUGAUGGGGAAAACAACGCAAAUGACAGUGAAGGAAUUGUUCAUAUUGAUGUUGAUGACAAUCAAGGGAUGCUCUUUGGAGAAAGCUAUUGUCAUACAGAAUCGGUUUCCAACGCCAAAGAAGUUGCUUGA